Messenger RNA from Oncorhynchus mykiss (rainbow trout), 3766 nucleotides. Lineage: Eukaryota; Metazoa; Chordata; Actinopteri; Salmoniformes; Salmonidae. The record is from RefSeq and is a predicted model, not a curated record.
ACACGACCACGGAGUCCCGUCGAAUCAGAACAGUGUCUCUGUCGGUGCAGUGCGAGAUGGCUAUAAUCGUGAGAAGACAACUGCCCGCCCGUCUUGCAGACCUGACCCUAUCCUCUCGCUCUGGACCCGCCCGAUGGUAGCGGGCAUUGGCGGCGCCCUCUCCCGCGACCCAGUUCCCACGCCAGCGCGUACGGACAGCCCCUCUCUGUUCCAACGCAAAGGCGACAUACCAACCAGGGGAAAAGGGGCAGCAGCAGUAGUAGGUUGGAUGCGGGUUGUGUGUGCGGUGCUGUGCCUUGGCCUUGUCGGGGCGCUGCAGCGUGAGCAGGUAGCUCAGCAUGCCAUCAAGCUGCAUCGGGGCAGGAGUGCUGUGGCCAAGCACGCUUGGAGCUGGGUGUCUGAUAACUGCCGGCGCCUGGGCAGCCUCAUCCGACAGAAGAACACGGCCAUUAAGAAGCUAGCUGUGGCUGCAGCCGCUGUGGGGCGAGACCACUCCCUCUCAGACCCAGAGAGACUCUUCCAGGUUCACACUCUGGAGGUGUUCCAGAAGGAGCUGAAUGAGAGCGAACGCUCAGUCUUCCAGGCGGUGGUGGGCCUGCAGAGGGCGCUGCAGGGAGACUACAGGGACGUGGUCAACAUGAAGGAGAGCAGCCGUCAGAGACUGGAGGCCCUCAGAGAAGCAGCCAUUAAGGAGGAGCAGGAGUAUGUAGAGCUGGUAGCAGCAGAGAAGCACCAGGUGGAGGCUGUGAAGAGUGCCCUGGCCCAGAACAAGACCCUGUCCAUGCUGGAUGAGAUCCUCGAGGACGUCAGGAGAGCUGCUGACCGCCUGGAGGAGGAGAUAGAGGACCACGCCUUCGACAACAAUAAACAGAUGAAUGGGGUGCACGUAGCCAACGUGGAGGCGGUGCUGAGAGUGGAGGAGGAGGAGGAAGACGGAGGGAAGAGAAGAAGGAACGCGUCAAGGAGAGGUGGAGAGGUGGAGGACGACGUGGGGCUGAGCAUGCUCAUCGACUCCCAGAACAACCAGUAUGUUCUGACCAAGCCCAGAGACUCCACCAUGCCCCGCUCCGAUCAACACUUCAUCAAGGACCUGGUCUCCGUAGUGAUGCUGUCUCUGCCGUGUGGUUGGCUGUGCACUAUGAUGGGCCUGCCCCCCAUGUUUGGUUACAUCGUCUGUGGAGUCCUCCUGGGUCCCUCUGGACUCAACAGCAUCAAGUCUAUGGUGCAGGUAGAGACGCUGGGAGAGUUGGGAGUGUUCUUCACUCUCUUCGUGGUCGGUCUCGAGUUCUCCCCAGAGCGACUUCGGAAGGUGUGGAAAAUCUCUGUGCAGGGUUCAUGCUACCUCAGUCUGUUGAUGGUGGCUACAGGGCUGCUGUGGGGUCAGGUGCUGCAUAUCCGUCCCACCCAGACCGUCUUCAUCUCCUCCUGUCUCUCUCUAUCCUCCACGCCGCUGGUCUCACGCUUCCUGGCUGGGGGCGCCCGCGCAGACAAGGACGGGGAGCUGGACUACAGCAGUGUUCUCCUGGGGAUGUUGGUAAUGCAGGAUGUUCAGCUGGGUCUGUUCAUAGCCGUCAUGCCCACCCUCAUACAGGUGUCAUCUGGCCACCUGGACAGUGUCCUGUUUGGAGGUCUGCACGUCCUCCUGCUCCUGUCCCAGGUCCUGUUCUCUCUGGCUAUGGUACUACUGCUGUGUGUUCUCCUCAAAUCCUUCCUGAUUGGUCCAUACUACAGGAAGCUCCAUGCUGAGUCUAAAGGCAACAAGGAGAUCCUGGUUCUGGGGACCGCUGCCUUCGUAUUCCUCAUGCUCACCGUGACAGAGUUCCUGGACAUUUCCAUGGAGCUGGGCUGCUUCCUGGCUGGAGCGCUUCUCUCCUCGCAGGGUCACAUUUGCACCACGGAGGUCAUGGGCUGCAUCGAGCCAAUCAGAGACUUCCUCGCCAUCAUCUUCUUCGCCUCCAUUGGUUUCCAUGUCUUUCCUACCUUUGUCCUGUACGAACUGACAGUCCUGGUGGUGCUGACUCUCUCACUGGUCAUCAUGAAGUUCCUGAUGGCGGUGCUGGUGCUGUCGGCCAUCUUGCCCAGGGGUUCUCGCCACAUCCGUUGGAUCGUGUCUGCUGGCCUGGCGCAGGUCAGCGAGUUCUCCUUCGUCUUGGGGAGCCGCGCCCGCCGAGCUGGCAUCAUCUCCAGAGAGGUGUACCUGCUGGUUCUCAGUGUCACCACUCUGUCCUCUUCUUCCCCAGGUGUACCUGCUGGUUCUCAGUGUCACCACUCUGUCCUCUUCUUCUCCAGGUGUACCUGUUGGUUCUCAGUGUCACCACUCUGUCCUCUUCUUCCCCAGGUGUACCUGCUGGUUUUCAGUGUCACCACUCUGUCCUCUUCUUCCCCAGGUGUACCUGCUGGUUCUGUGUCACCACUCUGUCCUCUUCUUCCCCAGGUGUACCUGCUGGUUCUGUGUCACCACUCUGUCCUCUUCUUCCCCAGGUGUACCUGCUGGUUCUCAGUGUCACCACUCUGUCCUCUUCUUCCCCAGGUGUACCUGCUGGUUCUCAGUGUCACCACUCUGUCCUCUUCUUCCCCAGGUGUACCUGCUGGUUCUCAGUGUCACCACUCUGAGUCUUCUGCUGGCUCCGGUGUUGUGGAGAGCCGCCACACACAAGUGGGUCCCUCGAGCCGAACGCAAGACGCUCGCCCGCCCGCCCCCGCUGCUGCCACACCCAGCAGACUGAAGCCCAUAGGGGCCCUGUAAAAGGGCAGAAGGGUCAAAGGUCAUUCUCCCUCUUUCCAUGGAGAAAAUCAUAAUGACCCAUUAUCUUUGGGUCAUUGGUUGCAUCCAAAAUGGCACCCUGUUCCCUACAUAGUGCACUACUUUAGAUCAGGGCUGUAUGUAGGGAAUAGGGCUCUGGUCUAAAGUAGUGCACUACUUUAGAUCAGGGCUGUAUGUAGGGAAUAGGGCUCUGGUCCAAAGUAGUGCACUACUUUAGAUCAGGGAUCUAUGUAGGGAAUAGGGCUCUGGUCUAAAGGAAGUGCACUAUAUAUAACGACUAGGGUGCCAUUUGAGAUGCGAUCAUUGUAGAACGGUUUUACAUGUCCUCGUUGUUGUCUUGACUGUCAUUCCUCCACUCACUUCCUACAGUAGUUAUGGAGGAAUCCCUGAUGAGACCCUUUUGGUUUGUGACAUCACAAUGAUGGUGAUGACAUAUUCCCUUCGAGGGAAUAUUAUUAGUCUGGGGUUGCAUAUGGAUCAGUUUCAUCCGGACCGAACCUGGGAGAAAGACAGGCCAAGGUUUUAACAGUUCAACUUUCCAUUUAGUACUGUUUGAAUGUCCUGCUGAUACUGUAAAGUCUCUGUUCUAACCAAACACGGACACAUAGAGACUGUAUGUAUGGGUUGUUUAUGUCAGGGCUUUACAUGUAUGUACGCGUUAUUGCACUCCUAUGGCAUCUAAUGCUGUAAAAUGUUUAUUUUUCUUAUGUUUCAGUGACUGUUUCAUAUGAUAAUGGCUCGAUAAUUUUAUUCUGUUUGUACGGUGUACUGUACUGUAGCCCGACUGGAAGAAAAGACUACAACUAGAAGACUUCCUGCUAAUACAUCAUGCAGAGAAAUAAAGAUAUAGCAUUGUAUUUAUUAGGCCAGUUAUAGUUAGAUUAUGUAUAAAUGUUACAAUGGAAAUAAGGGGGUCAUUCCAAGCACAAUAAAUUCCCAUUUUACAUUAUGUUGUGUUAGGUUGGAGUUUGUUUAAUAUUCAACAAAAUACAAAAGUUGUAC